Aspergillus versicolor CBS 583.65 is the source of this 1416-nucleotide messenger RNA. RefSeq names its product Mpv17/PMP22 family protein. The record is from RefSeq and is a predicted model, not a curated record. NCBI's taxonomy places the organism in Eukaryota, Fungi, Ascomycota, Eurotiomycetes, Eurotiales, Aspergillaceae. The coding region runs from base 267 to 1220 and encodes 317 amino acids. The transcript is spliced from 2 exons. Gene Ontology annotation, cellular component: cytoplasm; membrane; mitochondrion.
AUCUCAACAUCUCCUCUCUUAUUUUUCAGCGAUAGAUCUUUCUUUUGUUACGACGUUCCAUUCAUUUGCUGCUUUUUGUUUCGACAGCCCGACGCUUUCUGAGCCAUCUUUUCUAUCAGCACCACCUUAUCGACAUCGAGUCACUCUUUUUUGCCGAUCCACUAUAGAUUUAUUCUUAUCAUGAACUAGACAUCUCUUGAACCACAAGAACAACAAACCACUUCAUUAGCCCCGCGCUGCGAGCGCGGCGCGCCCUCGCCCUCGCAAUGAGACCUUCACCCACCUUUUUUCUCCGCCGCCCAACCCUCGCACCCUCCAGAUCCUCCGCGCCCCCGCGCUUACGGACAAGACGAUAUGAAUCAACCACACCUCCGAAGCCUGAUCCCGUACCCAAAAGCGAGCCUCCGAAGUCUUCCCCCUCACCAUCGAAGUCACAACCAAGUCCUGCUCCCACCCCGCAUCCAGAAGUGCCCCCGGCGGUGCCCGCGCAGUCGGGGCCACGAUCGCUGCGCCAGAAAAUCCAGGCAGGACCUGUGGGAAGGCUAGGCCGGUCGUACUCCCGGUUUCAGGAGAAGAAGCCCUAUACCACCCAGAUUUGUAGUUCGAUUGUGAUCUACCUAUUUGGAGACCUGAGCGCGCAGUAUUUCUUUCCUCCGGAGAAGACGUCGAGCGCGGCGCAGGGUAAGACCACUGAGUCUGGUCCCCAGAGCAAAGAUGGUGGUGCGGUUGAGGUGGGAGGAUAUGACCCGUGGAGGACGAUGCGCCAUUUGACCGUGGGUAUUGGAUCGAGUAUCCCGUCAUAUAACUGGUUCAUGUUCCUGCACAACCACUUCAACUUCACAUCCAAAUUCCUCUCUAUCCUCACCAAGGUCGUCGUCCAACAAGUCGUCUUUACUCCCGUCUUCAACACCUACUUCUUCAGCGUCCACUCGCUGUUAUCUGGUGCAUCAUGGGAAGAGACACUCGAGCGGCUCCAUGUCGCUCUGCCACGGAGCAUCGUGAACAGCGCUAAGUUCUGGCCCAUGGUUACGGCAUUCAGCUUCAUGUACGUCCCGCCGCAGUUCCGGAACGUUUUCUCGGGAUGUAUUGCGGUUGGGUGGCAGACCUAUCUGAGCUGGUUGAAUCAGAAGGCUGCCAGGGAGGUAGAGGGUGCAUUGACGGAGCCGGCUUCGUCGCCAUCACAGGUUAAUGAUGGGAAUAGAGUCCCUAUUAGGGCCUAGCCUUGGUUAUUAGGCGUGAGGCUCAUUGUACAUAUUUCUUGGUUUGGGUUGGCUUCACUCGUUGUAUACCCGAUUUCGUGGGGAUUUUGCUAGAUUUUAGACUAGAUACGUGGUCUGCAUUAGAUGACAGAAGAAUAAACAUAUAGAGUAAUUUUUGGCUAUCUUGUGGAUUAUGCUGAGACUUCAAAUAUUUGCC